Guyanagaster necrorhizus is the source of this 1014-nucleotide messenger RNA. RefSeq names its product Ribokinase-like protein. The transcript is spliced from 3 exons. The record is from RefSeq and is a predicted model, not a curated record. NCBI's taxonomy places the organism in Eukaryota, Fungi, Basidiomycota, Agaricomycetes, Agaricales, Physalacriaceae. Bases 1 to 1014 code for a protein of 337 amino acids.
AUGACUUCCCUCACUCUCGCCACCUUCGGUACGAUCCUCAUCGACAACAUCCACCGCCCCGAUGGGAGCACCGAACGCCACCUGGGCGGGGGCGCGCUAUACGCCGCGAUCGGCGCACGCGUGUGGCUCCCCCCCGAAACGAUCCGGCUCCCCACUGGCUGCUCCAGGCGGGGCGUGCCGAAGACGACGACGACGACGACGUUCCUCGACGAGCUAGAGCGGUUCGGCGGGGUGAUGUGGGCGUGGGACGAGGAUUCGGAGGAGGCGAUGCUCGAAACGGAGAUUGUGUACACGCCAGGAGGCGCGCGGAGUUUCCGCUACCUCAACCCCCGUGGUGGUGGUGGUGGCCUCCAGCCAGUCGCGUCAUGGGCUCACCGCGCAGGAUACCUACACUUCUGCUGCUCGCCCACGGAUCUCUCCGCGUCCCUAUCGACUUUGCCGCCCUCAGCGCCGCGUCCCAAAAUCAUCUACGAGCCGCUCCCCCUCGCCUGCGGCCCUGCGCACCUCUCCGCUCUCAAGUCGGUCCUCCCCCUGGUCGACGUGUUCUCGCCCAACCAUGAGGAGCUCGCGUCGUUCUUCCACGAUGAGGAGGAGGAGGGGGAGUCCAUCGAAGCCCUCGUGUCGACAUACGCGCGACUCGGCGCACGGACCGUCGUCGUUCGCGCUGGUGCGCGCGGAUGCUUCGUCGCGAAUAUGGAUCCUGCACUCGGCGCGUGCGCGAAACGGUGGCUCCCACCGUACUGGACAGACGAGGCGUCGCAGAACGUCCGCGACACGACGGGUGCGGGGAACAGCUUUCUGGGGGGCUUGUGCGCCGGGAUGGCAAUGGCGCUCGCGGGGGAUGAUGUCUUUCUUGGUGCGGCGUAUGGUGCGGUGUCGGCGUCGUUUGUCGUCCAGCAGCCUGGGCUGCCGAGUUUGUUGUUCUGCUCGGGGGAGGAGACUUGGAAUGGGGAGUGUCCGCGGUGGCGGUUGGAGAGGUAUUUGUCCCGUGGUGAGUAUGGAUGGGCUCGUUGA